This is a messenger RNA of Parus major (Great Tit), 1639 nucleotides long. RefSeq names its product deoxycytidine kinase-like. Gene Ontology annotation, cellular component: cytoplasm; mitochondrion. Gene Ontology annotation, molecular function: deoxyguanosine kinase activity; ATP binding. Bases 631 to 1443 code for a protein of 270 amino acids. The transcript is spliced from 7 exons. Gene Ontology annotation, biological process: nucleobase-containing compound metabolic process. The record is from RefSeq and is a predicted model, not a curated record. Lineage: Eukaryota; Metazoa; Chordata; Aves; Passeriformes; Paridae.
AUAACUCAUCAUCUAAGAAUCCUCCAUCCCCUUUCCCCUUGGAUAACCAGCUCAUGUUUCAACUUGUCUAUGCAGGUGAUACAGGACCCAUGCCUACAGUUAAGCAAGCUUCUAGACCCCUGACACAAGUAUUUGGAGCCCAGAAGCUGCUCUUAGUCUCCGGCUGAACACCAUUCAUUCACGAGUAUUUCUUCUCCAGUCAGAACCAAAACAAACUGAGCCUACAUCUCUCAUGUAACUUUUUGUUUGACGUGUUCCGGAUUACUAACAACUACCCCUCCCCCACAGCUGGAGGCUUUUUGACUUUUUUUUUUCCCCAGUACAUGCUCAAGUUUACAUAAGUAAAUCAAACAUGGCGAACCCGCUUACAGAAAUGCAAAUUAGAUCAUUAAGUGGAACCGUGCUACAGUCACUUCCUGCACAAAGCUCUCUUCUCCAUUUCACUUGCCGAACGCCCAUUUUGUAACACCGCGGCGGCAGGAGCGGGGCAGGAGCGGGGGAGGGGGCAGCGCCUCCGCCUUUUCUCUGGGAGGAUUGGCGGGAAGCGGCCAUCCCGCCCACCCGCCUGGCGGGACGCUUAAAGUGCGCCGGAGCAGCUGGGAACCCCUCGAGUUCCCGCUCGGCACAGCCAUGUCUACCCCCGCCAAGCGGCACUGCAAGAGCCCCGCCGGUUCCCUCGAAUCCAGCUUCCAAAAACGCCUCAGGAAGAUUUCCAUCGAGGGGAACAUCGCUGCCGGGAAGUCAACGUUUGUCAAGCUGCUGGAGAAAAACAGCGAUGAGUGGGAGAUCAUCCCCGAGCCCAUCGCUAAGUGGUGCAACAUCCAGACAGCCGAGGAUGAGUAUGAGGAACUUUCAACAUCUCAGAAGAGUGGAGGAAACUUACUUCAAAUGCUGUAUGACAAACCCACAAGAUGGGCUUACACGUUUCAGACUUACGCCUGCUUGAGCCGAGUAAAAGCACAAUUAAAACCUGUCUCAGCCAAGCUACUUGAAGCAGAACAUCCAGUGCAAUUUUUCGAGAGAUCUGUGUACAGUGACAGAUACGUAUUUGCUUCCAACCUGUUCGAGUCUGGAAACAUUAAUGAAACAGAGUGGUCUAUUUAUCAGGACUGGCACACAUGGCUUUUGAAUCAGUUUCAAUCAGAUAUAGAACUGGAUGGCAUGAUCUAUCUCAGAACCACACCUCAGAAAUGCAUGGAAAGACUACAGAUGAGGGGAAGAGAAGAGGAGCAAGGAAUUGAGCUUGAGUAUUUGGAAAACCUCCACUAUAAACAUGAAACCUGGCUUCAUGAAAGGACUAUGAGAGUUGAUUUUGAGAACAUUAAGGAGAUUCCUAUUCUAGUUUUGGAUGUUAAUGAAGAUUUUAAGAACGAUAAAAUUAAACAAGAGUACUUGACUGAUAAAGUCAAGUCGUUCCUGACUUCUUUGGAAGAUGAAAAUUAAUUCGAAUAAUAAGUCAGUGAAGUUCAUCUGCCAAUCUGUGUGUUCAAAAAUUUAAACAAAUGCCUGUAUAGCUUAUUUUAAAGCAAACCUGAAAUGUAAAAACAAAGUUGUUUAUUUUUCUCCUUGUCUGAGCUCUGUGGGUUUUGAUAGAUCUUUUUGUAUAGCUAAAAAGAAUAAACAUGGGGUGCUUUGAUAA